Pygocentrus nattereri (red-bellied piranha) is the source of this 5714-nucleotide messenger RNA. RefSeq names its product SWI/SNF related, matrix associated, actin dependent regulator of chromatin, subfamily a, member 4a (gene smarca4a). Lineage: Eukaryota; Metazoa; Chordata; Actinopteri; Characiformes; Serrasalmidae. The transcript is spliced from 33 exons. Gene Ontology annotation, biological process: positive regulation of transcription by RNA polymerase II. Gene Ontology annotation, molecular function: ATP-dependent chromatin remodeler activity; histone binding; ATP binding. The coding region runs from base 1 to 4908 and encodes 1635 amino acids. Gene Ontology annotation, cellular component: nucleus. The record is from RefSeq and is a predicted model, not a curated record.
AUGUCCACUCCGGACCCCCCCAUGGGAGGGACCCCUCGGCCCGGCCCUUCUCCAGGCCCUGGGCCCUCUCCAGGGGCCUUGCUAGGUCCUAGUCCUGGGCCUUCACCUGGCUCCGCUCAUGGAAUGAUGGGCCCCAGCCCGGGGCCACCAUCUGCAGGGCACCCCCUACCUCCUCAGGGACCCUCCGGCUACCCUCAGGACAACAUGCAUCAGAUGCACAAGCCAAUGGAGGGCAUGCAUGAGAAGGGCAUGCCAGACGACCCUCGCUAUGGUCAGAUGAAGGGCAUGGGUAUGAGACAGCCUGCUCACAGUGGCAUGGGGCCACCGCCCAGCCCCAUGGAUCAACAUUCCCAAGGUUACCCCUCUCCUCUUGGUGGUUCUGAACAUGCUCCUAGCCCUGUGCCAGCUAAUGGCCCACCCUCAGGCCCUAUGAUGCCUUCAGGCCCUGGUGGUGUCCCCAUGGAAGGCAGUGAUCCUCAGACCAUGGGCCAGCAGAACCGCGGAGGAGGUCCUCCUUCCGGGCCAGGCUCCGGGCCCAGUGGAGGACCUUCAGGUGCUGGUGGACCAGGUGGUGCUGGAGGACCCACGCCCUUCAACCAGAACCAGCUUCACCAACUCCGUGCACAGAUUAUGGCCUAUAAGAUGCUGGCUCGUGGGCAGCCCCUGCCUGACCACCUGCAGAUGGCAGUGCAAGGUAAACGGCCCAUGCCAGGCAUGCAGCAGGGAAUGCCCAACAUGCCACCAGCAUCAGGGCCUGGAGCUGGCCCCCCUGGACCUGGAGGACCUGGAGGCCCUGGACCAGCAGGCCCAAACUACAACAGACCACCACAUGGAAUGGUAGGACCAAACAUGCCUCCUCCAGGCCCCUCAGGAGUCCCCCCAGGCAUGCAGGGACAGCCCCCCAAUGGACCACCUAAAUCAUGGCCUGAAGGACCCAUGGUUAAUGCUGCUGCUCCAGCCAGUGCUCCUCAGAAGUUAAUCCCUCCCCAGCCUACAGGUCGGCCCUCCCCUGCCCCACCCUCCGUACCCCCUGCUGCUUCCCCUGUCAUGCCACCUCAAACCCAGUCUCCUGGUCAACCGGCCCAGCCUCCGCCCAUGAUGCUGCAUCCAAAACAGAACCGCAUUACGCCCAUUCAGAAGCCCCGUGGCCUUGACCCUGUAGAGAUUCUACAGGAGAGAGAGUAUAGACUGCAAGCGCGUAUAGCUCAUCGCAUCCAGGAGCUGGAAAACCUGCCAGGUUCACUGGCAGGAGACCUGAAGACCAAAGCUACGAUUGAACUGAAGGCACUGAGACUUCUCAACUUCCAGAGACAGCUACGUCAGGAGGUGGUAGUGUGCAUGCGGCGUGACACAGCCCUGGAGACAGCACUCAAUGCCAAGGCCUACAAACGCAGCAAGCGACAGUCUCUGCGUGAGGCUCGCAUUACUGAGAAACUGGAAAAGCAGCAGAAGAUUGAACAGGAGCGCAAGCGUCGUCAGAAACAUCAGGAAUAUUUAAACAGUAUCCUCCAGCAUGCUAAGGACUUUAAGGAGUACCAUCGCUCCAUCACAGGAAAGAUGCAGAAACUGACCAAAGCUGUGGCCACCUACCACGCCAACACAGAGCGGGAGCAGAAGAAGGAGAAUGAGCGCAUUGAGAAGGAGAGAAUGAGGAGGCUGAUGGCAGAAGAUGAAGAGGGUUACAGGAAGCUGAUUGAUCAGAAGAAGGACAAGCGUUUGGCCUACUUGCUGCAGCAGACGGACGAGUAUGUGGCCAACCUCACUGAACUCGUGCGUGCCCACAAGGCUGCACAAGCGCUCAAGGAGAAAAAGAAAAAGAAGAAAAAGAAGAAGACUGAGAAUGGUGAGGGUGGAGCUGCUGCUUUGGGUCCAGAUGGAGAGCCUCUGGAUGAGACCAGUCAGAUGAGUGACCUUCCAGUUAAAGUGAUUCAUGUGGACAGUGGCAAGAUCCUUACUGGUGUGGACGCUCCCAAAGCAGGCCAGCUAGAGGCUUGGCUAGAGAUGAACCCUGGGUAUGAAGUAGCUCCUCGUUCUGAUAGUGAAGACAGUGGCUCAGAGGACGAAGAGGAGGACGAGGAGGAGGAACAGCAGCCUGCUCAGACACCUUCUGCAUCAGAAGAGAAGAAGAAAAUUCCAGACCCUGACAGCGAGGAUGUGUCUGAAGUGGAUGCCCGCCAUAUUAUUGAGCAUGCUAAGCAGGAUGUUGAUGAUGAGUACGGCAGUGCGGCAUUUGCUGUGGGCCUGCAGUCUUACUACUCCGUGGCUCAUGCAGUCACUGAGAAAGUGGAGAAACAGUCCUCUCUCAUGGUCAAUGGAACACUCAAACAGUACCAGAUUAAGGGUCUGGAGUGGCUGGUCUCUCUGUACAACAAUAAUCUGAAUGGCAUUCUAGCUGAUGAGAUGGGCUUGGGGAAGACCAUCCAGACUAUUGCACUCAUUACUUACCUCAUGGAGCUCAAACGGAUUAAUGGACCCUUCCUUAUCAUCGUACCCCUCUCGACUCUGUCAAACUGGGUGUUGGAGUUUGAUAAGUGGGCUCCAUCUGUGGUAAAAGUAUCCUACAAGGGGUCUCCUGCUGCCCGGCGCUCUUUUGUCCCUAUUCUACGCAGUGGCAAAUUCAACGUGCUCCUCACUACUUAUGAGUACAUCAUCAAAGACAAGCAAGUGCUAGCCAAGAUUCGCUGGAAGUACAUGAUUGUGGACGAAGGCCACCGUAUGAAAAACCAUCACUGUAAACUGACUCAGGUUCUCAACACACACUACCUGGCCCCUAGACGCCUGCUGCUCACAGGGACACCCCUGCAGAACAAGCUGCCUGAGCUGUGGGCCCUGCUCAACUUCCUCCUACCCACCAUCUUCAAAAGCUGCAGCACAUUUGAGCAGUGGUUCAAUGCGCCAUUUGCAAUGACUGGUGAAAAGGUGGACCUCAAUGAGGAGGAGACCAUUCUGAUCAUUCGCCGUCUCCACAAAGUACUCCGCCCCUUCCUUCUCAGGAGGCUCAAGAAAGAAGUAGAAGCACAGCUGCCUGAGAAGGUGGAGUAUGUGAUUAAGUGUGACAUGUCAGCGCUGCAGAGAGUACUAUACAGGCACAUGCAGGCUAAAGGAGUCCUGCUCACUGAUGGUUCUGAGAAAGACAAGAAGGGUAAAGGAGGUACGAAAACACUGAUGAAUACCAUCAUGCAGCUCAGGAAGAUCUGUAACCACCCAUACAUGUUCCAGCACAUUGAGGAGUCUUUCUCUGAGCACUUGGGUUUUACAGGGGGAAUUGUUCAGGGACAGGACCUCUAUCGUGCUUCAGGGAAGUUUGAGCUGCUGGACCGUAUUCUGCCCAAGCUGCGUGCCACCAACCACAAAGUGCUGCUUUUCUGUCAGAUGACCUCCCUCAUGACCAUUAUGGAGGACUACUUUGCGUACCGCAAUUACAAAUACCUGCGUCUGGACGGAACCACUAAGGCUGAGGACCGUGGUAUGCUGCUGAGUAACUUUAAUGACCCAGCUUCUCAGUACUUCGUGUUCUUGCUGAGUACCAGAGCUGGUGGCCUGGGGCUCAAUCUGCAGUCUGCCGAUACAGUCGUCAUUUUCGACAGUGACUGGAACCCCCAUCAGGACUUGCAAGCUCAGGACCGAGCCCACCGUAUUGGACAGCAGAAUGAGGUGCGUGUGCUGCGUCUUUGCACAGUCAACAGCGUAGAGGAGAAGAUCUUGGCCGCAGCCAAGUACAAACUCAAUGUUGAUCAGAAGGUGAUCCAAGCCGGCAUGUUUGACCAGAAGUCUUCUAGCCAUGAGCGUAGAGCCUUCUUGCAGGCCAUCCUGGAACACGAGGAGCAGGAUGAGGAGGAGGAUGAGGUACCUGAUGAUGAAACGGUUAAUCAGAUGAUUGCCAGAAGCGAGGAGGAGUUUGAUCUCUUUAUGCGGAUGGAUUUGGACCGGCGCCGUGAAGAGGCGCGGAACCCUAAACGUAAGCCUCGUCUGAUGGAGGAAGACGAGCUACCUACCUGGAUCAUGAAGGAUGAUGCGGAGGUGGAGCGACUGACCUGCGAGGAAGAGGAGGAGAAGAUGUUUGGUCGUGGCUCACGCCAGAGAAAGGAAGUAGACUACAGUGAUUCACUCACAGAGAAACAGUGGCUAAAGGCAAUAGAAGAGGGCACACUGGAGGAGAUUGAGGAGGAGGUGCGUCACAAGAAGACAACCCGCAAGAGGAAGCGUGAUCGUGAUCUUGACCUCCCAGGUCCAGCCACACCUAGCUCCAGUGGUGGACGAAGCAGAGAUAAGGAUGAGGACAGUAAGAAACAAAAGAAACGGGGCCGGCCUCCUGCUGAGAAACUCUCGCCCAACCCCUCUUCCCUCACUAAGAAAAUGAAGAAAAUUGUUGAUGCCGUCAUUAAGUAUAAAGACAGCAAUGGCAGGCAGCUGAGCGAAGUCUUUAUUCAGCUGCCCUCACGCAAGGAGUUGCCUGAGUACUAUGAACUCAUCCGCAAGCCUGUGGACUUCCGCAAGAUUAAGGAGCGCAUUAGGAUUCAUAAAUACCGCAGUUUGAAUGAUCUGGAGAAGGACGUCAUGCUGCUGUGCCAGAACGCUCAGACCUUCAACCUGGAGGGAUCACUGAUAUAUGAAGACUCCAUUGUGCUGCAGUCUGUGUUCACCAGCGUGAGACAGAAGAUAGAAAAAGAAGACGACAGUGAGGGGGAUGAGAGUGAGGAAGAGGAGGAAGAGGCAGAGGAAGGCUCAGAGUCUGAGUCACGCUCGGUGAAGGUGAAGAUCAAGCUGAGCCGGAAGGAAAAAGCAGAGCGCGGUAAAGGCAGGCGGCGCACUGGACGAAGCUCACGUCCCAAACCGGUGGUCAGUGAUGAUGACAGCGAAGAAGAACAGGAAGAGGAGCGUUCUGCCAGUGGCAGUGAGGAAGAUUAAGCCAUCUGCUGGACCAAGCCCUCUUCUCUCGGAUCCUUCCGCAGAUUCUCAUCCAAGCAUCAUUACUUUACUUUCACCAGACCAGCCCAGUGUGGGGACCUAGUUUUAAAAUUGUAUCCACAAAAAUGAAAAUUUGUCUUUUUUUUUUUUUUUUUUUUUUUUAAACUGUAUCCAUAAUGAUUAAGUUAAGCAUCUAGUGUGGGUUUUUACAGACACAGGUUAGGCCCUGGGUAAUAAAAUGGUUUCAAAUAGAGAAUCUCAAUACACAGUAAUGCAGUCCAGCCUUAAUCUGCGUCUAGAAAACCAGACUGUACAAUUUAAAACAUGACAAAAAAAAGACUCCUCCAUAUUUAAGCAGGCAUUCCCGGUUUAUAUAUAUAUAUAUAUAGUAUGAUUGUUUUUGUUUAUUUCCUUUUGAAGUUGAAGACCUUGGCAUUGCUAGCUGAGCGGACUGUGGACCAUAGGGAGAAUUUCUUUGACUGUUUUUAGGUGAAUUUAUUGGGCUUUUUCUGUAACCUCAUUGUCAUUUCGAGCAGUGUGUUUUUUAAAGUCGCACCAGAGUGCAUGUCGUGAGGGUCUAUAGAAGAGCAAUGUGGAUGGGUUAUUCUGUCUGUUAUUCUUUUACUUCACUUUUCUCUGUCUCUCCAUUUCUUCCCUGAGGUUAAUUUAAGAAUAUUAGCAGGAUCAAGGUACUUCUUCCCUUGUUGAACUCCAGUCAGUGAAAAGGGGCGGAGUAGCGCUUAGGACUCAGUACUGUGUCGGUGUCACUGGAUUUCCAAAAGUAUAAUAAAGGCAUCUCACAAAUA